AUGAGCUACGCAGAGUACCCCGAAUUCGAGGCCUAUCAACAACGGUGGAACACAACCGAGUCGCAUACCAUCAACAUCACGUCCCUUCUCCUGGGAACUAUCAUAGGUGCAUACGUUCUCAUCAAAGCCUUGGACAUACUGGGCUUUCCCGUCUGGCAUCUUGUCGAACGCUUUCUCCAAAUGGCAUCCGACGUCCUACGCCUUCGCGGCGCCUCCUUUGGCUCAACAACUUCUGCCUCCAGCGACGACGAUUCAGCCCAACAGGGAGGCAUGUUCGGUAGUCUCUUUGGCACGACCCCGGGGAACCUGUUGCAAAAGGGGGUACGAGGGGUUGCGAAUGCCUUCUCCAAGGGCCCUAGCGACGUGCCACCGGGCUUGGGCAAUAUCAGCAACUCUUGCUACCAAAACAGCGUUAUCCAAGGCCUCGCGUCCCUCCCAUCGCUACGCGACCAUCUUUCCAAAACCACCUCCGAAAACCCCGCGCUUACCCCGGAUACCACAAAUGGCGCGCUAUUCGAUAUCAUCACACAGCUGAACGACCCGAACAACAAGGGCCAACAUUUUUGGAUACGUGGCAAGUUGAAGUCGAUGAGCACUUUCGAACAACAGGAUGCGCAGGAGUAUUAUAGCAAAAUCUUGGACGCGCUAGAUGAGGAAGUCAAGAAGACCGCGAGCAGUAAGAGGCGGUCCUCUGUCUCCUGGCUGGAAGUUACAAAGAGCCUGAGUGACUCAACAGAUACAGAUGAGAAAGCGCAAGACGAAACAAAGGACGGACUGCAUAAGUCAGGAGCACAACCCCAGGUCCCGUCAAACCCUCUUGAGGGACGCCUCGCUCAGCGUGUUGGCUGCACGUCCUGCGGCUACUCCGAAGGUCUCACCCUUAUUCCAUUCAACUGCAUCACUGUGUCUCUUGGAAAAAGCUACAGCUACGACGUUCGGGAGUGUCUCGACGAAUACACAACUCUAGAAUUUAUCGAUGGCGUCGAAUGCGCAAAAUGUACGCUGCUUAAGCUGGAGCGGACUCUUUCGCCUUUAAUCGCUGCUAAACCCGAAUCGCCACUGAAAGCAAGACUGGACGCUGUACAAGAGGCUCUGGGAAAAGAAGAUUUUGAAGAUAAGACGCUGCUGAAAACCCUAAACGUGCCGAAGAAGAAUUGGGUACAGAGCACAAAGUCGAAACAAGCCGUCGUUGCACGCGCGCCUCAGUCGUUGGUCUUGCAUAUCAACCGAAGCAGCUUCAAUGAAUAUACUGGCAUGCCGUUCAAGAACACUGCGGGAGUCUCAUACCCAACAGUGUUAGAUCUUGGAAACUGGUGUCUGGGUGGCAUUCCUCAUGGCUCACAGCAGCCCGCUACGUCAGAAGAGGAAUGGCCCAAGGACCCCAGACAGUCGAUGCUAGCAAGGGAUGAGCCUAUGACAGACUCGCCAUUCCAAUACCGGUUGCGCGCCGCUGUUACGCACUACGGCUCGCAUGGUAACGGCCACUACGUCUGCUACCGUUCGCACCCCAAAACGGAGCCAAAGCCUAAGAAUGAUGAAGAUGCUGAGGCAUCAUCCACGGAAGACGAAGAAGCCGAGGAUGUUGCCGUACAAGAGCCGGAAGAAGUAUCUUCUACACAACAAUCAGAACAGUGGUGGCGUUUCAGUGAUGAUAGCGUUUACCCCGUGUCUGAACAGGAAGCGCACCAAGGGAACGUCUUCAUGCUUUUCUAUGAGCGUAUCAACGAGGAGGCUGUUUUACCACCACAUGCCACAGCAGAGAGUACAUCUGUGGUCGAAGAGGCACCCUUGCCGCCAAAUGAUGUUAUGACUGCCCUAAUCACCGCACUUGAUGAGGAGGCCGUCGCCAUCGCCCUGCCAGAUGAUGACGAAGAUCUACUAGAUCUCAUCCCACCACAAACAACACCAGUGCCUCAACCAGCCACCCUCGAUACCACUUCCGAGCAACACCCAGCGGAAGAGCUAGUGCCGGAUUCCCCCACAGUGGGCACUCAAAUCGAAUCCACCACACUGGAUACCGAGACAGAAGCCAGCGACGCAGAAUCCGAGGACGCGCCGUCAACACAGUUGACAUCCGACAACGAAUCAGAGGCCGACGCCCCCACGCCUCCAAAAACCACACCCACUCUUCAAAAGGUCUCACCUAACCUUAUGCGCACGGCAGGCAAUGCGUCGAACAGAGGGCAAAAGGGCAAUGGUACGCAGAGUUUACCGUUGGUGUCUGCUACGUAG
This is a messenger RNA of Alternaria arborescens, 2232 nucleotides long. RefSeq lists its product as hypothetical. The record is from RefSeq and is a predicted model, not a curated record. Gene Ontology annotation, biological process: protein deubiquitination. The transcript has a single exon. Lineage: Eukaryota; Fungi; Ascomycota; Dothideomycetes; Pleosporales; Pleosporaceae. Gene Ontology annotation, molecular function: cysteine-type deubiquitinase activity; cysteine-type endopeptidase activity. The coding region runs from base 1 to 2232 and encodes 743 amino acids. Gene Ontology annotation, cellular component: nucleus; cytosol.